CGCAUCAACACCUCUUACAAACAACCACCGCCUCACUGCCCCCAUCGCCUCUACCACCACUCUCGCUGUGGUAACCUCUCCUCUAAUCUUCUUAUACUGUCGAGCGCCCGGUUCGCCUUCCCUCACCUGAUCGCGUGUCAUGGUAAGAUCGCCUCUCAUCGGAAGCCACCACGGCAACAUGCUAAAGACAUACAGGGUAACCAGCAAUCGAGUGCUGGAGGCGGCGGACCUCCAGGAGACGAUAAAAACAAGAAGGACAAGAAGGAGAAGCCAAAGUACGAGCCACCGCCACAACCCACAACCCGCAUCGGCAGGAAGAAGAAGAAGGCCGCUGGUCCCAGUGCCGCCGCGAAGCUCCCGACCGUCUACCCGACUGCGCGAUGCAAGCUACGGUACCUCCGAAUGCAGCGAAUCCACGAUCACCUCUUGUUAGAGGAGGAGUACGUCGAGAACCAGGAGCGCCUCCGCAAGGCAAAGGCGGUCAAGGAAGGCAACGCGCCUGCUGCUGCCAACGCAGGGGACGGCGAAGACCGAAACGCUGAUGAGCGCUCGCGCGUCGACGACAUGCGAGGCAGCCCCAUGGGUGUCGGCAACCUGGAGGAACUCAUCGACGACGACCACGCCAUCGUAUCUAGCGCCACCGGCCCCGAAUACUACGUCUCCAUCAUGUCUUUCGUUGACAAGGACCUGCUAGAGCCCGGGGCGAGCAUUCUAUUGCACCACAAGUCCGUUUCAGUAGUCGGUGUGCUCACAGACGAUGCCGACCCGAUAGUGUCAGUCAUGAAACUUGACAAGGCACCAACAGAGUCGUACGCGGAUAUUGGUGGUUUAGAGCAACAAAUUCAGGAGGUACGAGAGGCUGUUGAGCUGCCUUUGUUACAUCCGGAGCUGUACGAGGAGAUGGGUAUCAAGCCGCCGAAGGGUGUCAUUCUCUAUGGUGCGCCAGGUACCGGAAAGACGCUUCUUGCAAAGGCCGUCGCCAACCAGACCAGCGCAACUUUCCUGCGUAUCGUGGGUAGUGAGCUGAUUCAAAAGUACCUUGGAGACGGACCCAGGCUAGUGCGACAGCUCUUCCAGACCGCCGCCGAGAACGCGCCUUCCAUCGUCUUCAUCGACGAAAUCGACGCUAUCGGUACCAAGCGUUACGAGUCAACAUCUGGUGGUGAGCGUGAGAUUCAGCGAACUAUGUUGGAGCUGCUUAACCAGCUGGACGGUUUCGAUGAUCGUGGAGACGUCAAGGUCAUCAUGGCCACCAACAAGAUCGAGACGCUCGACCCCGCCCUUAUUCGUCCUGGUCGUAUUGACCGAAAGAUUCUCUUCGAGAACCCCGACCAAACCACCAAGAAGAAGAUCUUUACUCUCCACACUUCCAAGAUGUCACUCAACGAGGAUGUCGAUCUUGACGAGUUCAUCAACCAGAAGGACGAUCUUUCCGGUGCCGACAUCAAGGCCAUCUGCUCCGAGGCUGGUCUCAUGGCGCUCCGCGAGCGUCUUGCGCUCAGUGCCUCCCAAGAGAAUACGACUGCUUCCACUAUACACGACCUCUACAUUUCAUUCGCUAUGGAGAUCGAGGCACCUACCUUCAUCUCGCUCAAUAAGCCUCAGAAGCGCGCGCUCAUUCUCCGCGACCAACUUCGCUUUCAUGAUCCGCACCACCUGGAUUUGUUCCUUGAGGGUAUCAGUAACGAUGAGCCACCUACUUACACCAAAGUGAACGGUAUCAUCAAGCCUGAACUGGCCUUGGUCACACUCAAAGAAGAAGCCACACAUUUCGAUCUCGGAAAUGUUCAACUACCGGAAGAGCACAACUCCAUAUACCGCGUUUACCUGGUGGUAGAGAAUGGCCAGAUCCAGAUGCAGACUGAGGAUCCUUUGCCACAAGAUGAAAACGUGCUCGACUCUCAACCUAUUCAUGGCUUCAUUGCUAGGACUAUGGUACCAAUGUUUAAAGAAAAAUUCCAGGCUAUCUUUACGAGGAUGAACAAGAUCAACGAGGCUAGGCGGACCGCUUACAACAUGCCUAACCAGGCGCCAGUUUUGUUUCAUGAAGGAGAGACACUCACAAGGCUCGAUCCAGCGAAGGCUAAGCAGGACCGGACUCUUACUCGUGUAACGAAGUCACGCAAGCGAGCACCAAAUGAGGAGAUCGUUCAACAUGUCUCCAACAAGCGCAAAUGCGUUGGUCUCGAUGCAAUUCCUGAAGAUGCGAAGCGCAAGACCUUCGACACAAUUCCGAGCCACGUCAAAGUAGAUUUGUUCAACUCCGUUGUCAAUACAGCAUUCCCCAACUUUAACAACUUGAUGCUCGCGUCCUGGAACGUGAUCACAAUCUAUACGGCUUGCGGUAGCGACUUUCCGGAUCUUCACAAGGCGAUCGUCGAUCUCAAAGGAGUCCUCCAGGAUUUCGACGAGUCUUUUGGUCAGCACGUUGAUCGAGCCCCGCCUAAAUACAGGUACGACUUUAGUGGACCUUCUCGGGACGGUACAGAUGAGCAUGGGACCCAAGAUCGUAACGGGAGGCGCGACCAGGAGCGUUACAAGGACUGCGAAGACGACGACGUUGAUCAUCAUGGGAGUCUCUUCGAAACUCAUGUGCCUGUCUUGGGACAGGGAGGAGUUGGUAACUCUAAUCAAGCUGGCGACACCACUGCUAACAAAGCGGCGCAGGUGCAAGAGGGCAUUGCUGAACAAGGUGACGGCACGGAAUACUCAGACGACCAAGUACCUCCUGGGGAUCCCGAUCUGGCCCUCACGACCGAAGAUCCCAGCAAAGUUUGUCGACCUGGCUCACACCAUAUGGCAGAAACCCACGUUGGAGGCCAGGAGCACGCUUAUCAUGUGAAUAAGAUUACAGAGCAGCACAUCGACGACGACGAUGCUGAAGAUCGUCCCCUCAUUACAUUACGAUCAGGAUCUCGUGAGGCGUACUCAUCCUCUGUUGAAAGAAAGCGUAACGAAGAGCCGCCCGUCGGUAAAGCUACUCCUAAGACUACACAGCACGCGACCAGCACCAAGGCCUAUUCUGCAGAAGAGACCGAUUCCCACUCAGAGCUCAAUCAACAAACAACACAACUACAAGAUGGCCCGACCGCAGACCCGACUUCCGCUUCAACGCCUCAACCUAGGAAGAAGAAGCAGCGCGACAUCUCUAGCUACACCAUCGUCGAACUCGAAAAGAAGUAUAAGGAGCGCGAGGCUCACAUCCUGACUACCUUCGAGAACGACAUGAGCAAGGUCCCGGAGAAGCACCGCAAGGCCCUCGAGUCGAUGAAGGCUCUACUUGAGGGCCGUAAGAAAGAUGAAGCGCAGGAGAAAGCCAACAAAACGAGCAAUUCCUCUGGAAAGAUCGGACGUCCGGGUACUAGCAAUGGCGGCAUGUUCGGCAACUAUACUGGCAAAUCUCCCAGCAAACAUCUCGGCAACUCUGUCCUAGGAGCGAAGAAACCAGCAAGCAUCGCGCCGGUGGCGCCAAUGUUUCCAAACGGCAGCCGAAGAGACCCGAGGAAUGGUGUUGCGCAGAGUGCGCCUCGGAGGGAGAGGAUUCCUUACAAGUUUUUGAAGAAUCACGCUGAACGCAUUGUUGAUUAA
This is a messenger RNA of Alternaria burnsii, 3588 nucleotides long. RefSeq names its product 26s protease regulatory subunit 6b. Gene Ontology annotation, biological process: proteasome-mediated ubiquitin-dependent protein catabolic process. The transcript has 7 exons. The annotation marks the transcript as partial. Gene Ontology annotation, molecular function: ATP binding; ATP hydrolysis activity; proteasome-activating activity. Gene Ontology annotation, cellular component: proteasome regulatory particle, base subcomplex. The record is from RefSeq and is a predicted model, not a curated record. Lineage: Eukaryota; Fungi; Ascomycota; Dothideomycetes; Pleosporales; Pleosporaceae.